Molecule: messenger RNA, 1035 nt
Organism: Anoplopoma fimbria (sablefish)
Lineage: Eukaryota; Metazoa; Chordata; Actinopteri; Perciformes; Anoplopomatidae
Product: 5-hydroxytryptamine receptor 1B
Exons: 1
Coding region: 1-1035 (344 amino acids)
Biological process (GO): G protein-coupled receptor signaling pathway
Cellular component (GO): membrane
Molecular function (GO): G protein-coupled receptor activity
Source: RefSeq, a predicted model, not a curated record
AUGAUUGAGUCCAGCACUCCGACCAUGAUGGACCAAACCCAACCGGCGCACUGCACCGUGUGCUGCUGUACGCUGGCCAACAAAGUCCUCAUGGUGCUCUUCAUGGUGCUGCUGAUCCUCGCCAUCUUGUUUGGGAACUUGGUGACUCUGGCUGUGGUUCUCGGGACCAAACACUUCCACACGCCGCAGGGGUACCUGAAGGCGUCGCUCGCCGUGGCCGAUCUGGCGGUUGGGAUAUUCGUGGUGCCGCUCUCCGUCUACGCCGAAGUCUACCUCAUGGUGACCGACUCGGCGCCGGAGUGGACUUCGUACAACUCGCAGUCGGUGAGUUUCCACCCGUGCAACCUCAUCGGCCCCAUCUUCGCUGGAUGCACCUUGGUCUCCAUCACCACCAUCUUCCUGCUGACGAUCGAGAGGAGCAUCGCCGUGUUGAGGCCGCUGCACAAGGACUCUGUGAUCACACGGAAGAGGACCACGAUCCUCAUCGUCCUCUCGUGGGUGGGGAGCUUCUUCUUGGCGGUGUCGCCGAUGGUUUUCAGCAGCGAGAUUGCUCUGGAGUACAACUCCUGCAGCCGGAUGUGUAAUUACGCGCUGGGCACCAUCGGCAAGUUCCCCAGCCAGGCCUGGAACAUCCUCCUCCUGUUCCCGGCGUUUGACUUCACCCUCCUCGGUGGAACGGUGGUCAUUAACAUCAUCUCUCUGUCCAGCAUCAGGCAGCACUCGAGGCGAAGGAAACAUCUGGCAGAGAGCGAGUGCCAGAGCAGCACCAAACCGACUUUCUCUGACAUCAAAGCAGCCAAAACGAUAGGGACGCUGACUGUGGCGUUCACCGCCUCAUUCACCCCCAUCGCCGUCUUUGUGGUCGGGAACGUUUUGGGGAAUAAAUGGUGCAACUUUUCCUUUUUCGCCUUCUGGAUUUUAGCCACUAACAGUUGCUGGAAUGUCAUCAUUUACAGCGUGAGGGAUCAGAAGUUCAGACUCUGCGCUCAUAAGCUCCUCAUGCCUUUCAAGAGAAAAACACCAACCAAAGGCUGA